This is a messenger RNA of Humulus lupulus (European hop), 3773 nucleotides long. Its product is annotated as regulator of telomere elongation helicase 1 homolog. Gene Ontology annotation, cellular component: nucleus. The record is from RefSeq and is a predicted model, not a curated record. The transcript has 24 exons. Gene Ontology annotation, molecular function: DNA binding; hydrolase activity, acting on acid anhydrides, in phosphorus-containing anhydrides; DNA polymerase binding. Gene Ontology annotation, biological process: negative regulation of DNA recombination; telomeric loop disassembly; negative regulation of t-circle formation. Bases 171 to 3257 code for a protein of 1028 amino acids. Lineage: Eukaryota; Viridiplantae; Streptophyta; Magnoliopsida; Rosales; Cannabaceae.
AUUUUUUCGCGGCAUUGCUAGCCCGUCUGGUUCAAUGGCGGGAAAAUUACGAAGUCCACUUCUGCAGCCGCACAAUUUCUAGGGUUUGUGAUUGACGAACAGACCUUCUAAUUAUCGUCGGAAAACGUUUCCCGCAUUUUUAUAUUGGUUCGAGCGGUAAACCGGAGAAAAUGCCGACGUACAAGAUUAGGGGUAUCGAUGUUGAUUUUCCAUUCGAGGCCUACGAUUGCCAACUCGUUUACAUGGAAAAAGUCAUUCAAGCCCUCCAAGAUAAAUGUAAUGCACUGCUGGAGAGUCCCACUGGAACUGGGAAAACCCUGUGCCUUCUAUGUGCCACGUUGGCUUGGAGGAAGAGUUUGGGUGGUUUCUCAACUGGUGCCAAUGUGAAGAGCAGUCAGAAUGCCGGAGGCUCAGCAGAAUCAUCAUCACAAUCUGGGAGCCCAAAUCUUCCCACCAUAAUUUAUACAUCACGCACUCACAGCCAGAUUCGUCAAGUAAUCAAAGAAUUGAAAAGAAGCUCUUACAGGCCCAAAAUGGUAGUGUUAGGGUCUCGAGAGCAGUUAUGCAUUCAUGAGCAAGUUAGUUCACUCCAUGGGAAAGCACAAUCAAACGCGUGCCAAAUGCUUCGCAGAAAUCGUGAUAAGCGUGAAGAGCAUGAAAAACGUGAAAAGCAGGAAAGACCUCGCUGCACCCAUUAUUUUCAUGUUGCUGGUCACAUGAAGAGCAAUCCUCAUCUUGGAGAUGAACCUAUAGAUAUCGAGGAUUUGGUCAAUAUUGGAAAAUCAUUUGGGCCGUGCCCCUAUUAUAUGUCACGGGAGAUUCAUAAGGUUGUGGAUAUAUUAUUUGCACCUUAUAACUAUCUCAUUGAUCGUGGAUAUAGGAAAUCUCUUACAAUAAAUUGGCAGAACAGUGUACUUAUAUUUGAUGAAGCUCACAACUUGGAAGGCCUAUGUGCUGAUGCAGCUUCUUUUGACUUGCCUUCUUGGCUUCUUACGGCUUGCAUUUCUGAAGCAAAAAAUUGUAUUGAUAUUUCUGUAAAAAGAAGGCAAGUUUCUGAUGAUAAGUCAAAUAACCCAGAUAAUUUUGCAAUUCUUAGAGCACUUCUUUUAAAGCUUGAGAAGCGGAUUGCGGAAGUGCCUAUUGGAUCCAAGGAAUUAGGCUUCACUAAACCUGGACCUUACAUGUAUGAAUUACUAGCUGAUUUAAACAUCACUCCUAAGACUUCAUCCAAACUUGUUGAGAUAAUUGAUGAAGCAACUGAACUUUUGGAAGAAGAUAAUCAGCAACAAGGGAAAAGCAGUGCCUGUCGAUUGGAAAGCAUUGGCAACAUGCUUAAUAUAAUUUUCAGACAUGACAAUGCUCAUGCAAAAUACUAUCGUGUUCAUGUGCAGGAAGUUGAAGCUAGUGCAUCAGAUGGUUUAAAAGGUAAGGCAUCUAGGACACUUAGCUGGUGGUGCUUUAACCCGGGAAUUGCGAUGGAGGAAUUCUCCAAAUUGUUUGUGGGUUCUAUUAUAUUAACAUCUGGCACAUUAUCUCCAAUGGAUUCAUUUGCUCAGGAAUUGAAACUAGACUUUCCAGUGAGGUUGGAGAACCCUCAUGUUAUAAACUCUAGUCAGAUAUGGGCUGGAGUUGUACCAGUUGGUCCAUCGGGCUACUCUUUCAAUUCCUCUUAUAGGAGUCGUGAUACUCUUGAAUACAAGCAAGAGCUUGGUAAUGCUAUAGUCAAUUUUGCUCGAAUUGUUCCUGAUGGGCUGCUUGUAUUCUUUCCAUCUUACUACCUUUUGGACCAAUGCAUUGGGUGCUGGAAGAAAACGAGUCAUGCCAAUUCAACAACAUUAUGGGAAAGAAUCUGCAGGCAUAAGAAACCUGUUGUAGAACCUAGACAAUCUUCUUUGUUUUCCGAGUCAAUUGAGGAUUACAUGGCUAAGCUGAAGGACUCCUCAACUUCUGGUGCAAUAUUUUUUGCUGUGUGCCGUGGUAAGGUAAGUGAAGGAUUAGAUUUUGCUGAUCAUGCUGGAAGAGCUGUAAUCGUCACUGGUAUGCCAUUUGCCACAAUGACAGAUCAUAAGGUUCGUCUGAAACGCGAGUUCUUGGAUGCACAGGCACAAUGCCUAAGAGAAGCAUGCAAGUCAGAAGUUCUUACCGGGGAAGAUUGGUACAGUCAACAAGCAACACGAGCAGUAAAUCAGGCUGUUGGACGUGUAAUCCGGCAUCGCCAUGACUACGGAGCAAUCAUUUUUUGUGAUGAGAGGUUUUCGCAUUCAAAUCGUCAGUCUCAAAUUUCACUUUGGAUCCAGCCUCAUCUCAAGUGCUACUCCAAAUUCGGGGAUGUAGUUUUUACAUUGACCCGUUUUUUUCGCGAUGGAAGAAAUUUGGGUCCCACAAAGCAGGAGUUACUAGAAACCGAGAAACUGGGAGACUUGAAUUCUAGCAUAAAAUCAGCAGCGCUUGAGCAGAUCAAUGAAGUUCCUAUGGAUAAUAUAUCAUCUCUCUUAGGCUCAUCAAUGUCAGCUGAUGUAGCAGGAAACGCAACAGAAGUUAAGUUAGAAGAGUUGAAGCCCUCGACAGCAGCAGUGGGUCAAGAUUGUUCUGUUAUGUUGAAGAAGGUUCAACCUGCAAAUCGUGCUUCUCUUUCUUGCUGCAAAGACAAAUCUGGAAUAUUGACUAGUCCAAAUGAACAGAUUUGCAACGAGAAGAAGUUGCUCAUUUCUGCAGGGAAGGCUCGGUACCAAAAUGUUACAUGUGAUUCUCACGAUAAUAACUCUAUAUUAGAUGAAGAAUCAUUUAGAGGACUAUUAGCUCCUUGUCCUUCCAAGAAGCGUAAAUCAAUAGGCACAAAACAAGGCUUGAUGCAUCAUGAAAGUUUUAGUGACUAUUCAUCUCGAACGAGAAAUUCUGAGUCCAAUUCUUCAACUUCCAAAUCUCUGGAAUGUGACAAGGGGUUUGAUUCUGCUGAUAGAAGUAUACAAAGUGCUCGGGUUGGUAAUGAGGAAACCAGAGGAUCUGAAUUCCUGAUUCAGGUUGAAGAGAAACUUAGUACUGCUGAAUAUAAAGAAUUCGUGAAUUCCAUGAAGGCACUUAAAUCGAAAGCAGUCAAGAUAAAUGAAGUUUUGAGAUCUAUUGUCAAAAUUUUUUCUGGACCUGAGCGGUUGCCUCUUCUCGUAAGGUUCAAGGAUUUUAUCCCUGCUAAGUAUCAUUCUAUCUAUGACCAAUAUCUUGGAGCAAAUGACAGGACAACUACAAUCCCUGAAAGAUGAACACCAGAUGAUCUGACGUUGUAUUGACUGUUAAAUUGACCAGCAAUUACCUGAAAAUGGUUCCCGCAAUCAAAGUGUAGGUACUUCAGCAUUAAGAAAAGAAGUCCAAAAAAAACUAUAGUAUCUUAUGUCGAAAGCAUAUCGCCGCAUCAUUUGGGGUGCUAUGAACCAACAAAAUGGCUAGUGGUAACUUGUACAGAUCUGUACUUGAAUUAGUAGCUGCACUAUAACAAUUUGAAGGUGGCCAUGAAUUGAACUUUGGUUUCUACAUGGAUAAGCUUUCCAAGUGCAAUUGAAUUUUGGUCCAAAAUAGGCUACAAAGAAUGGAAUCUACUAAUAUUAAUAAUUUAUUAUCUGUUGAUGAUUUUUACACAUAUUACAAGUUGUCUUUACGAGUAAACUAAACUCUGGAAGUCUAAGUAAAAUGGUGUCCGAUCAACUCUAGAGAGGUCCUGUAUUUUGGUGUAAGCCCCCUUUAUGUUUUCAUGCGUGUAAAGAAAUCUUCCAUCCAUGUAA